GCACUGCCAUCAGCCGCAAACUCGGCGAACUGUUUAAGCUGCCGCCCUGGGCCAAGCGGCCAUUUGAACAUGCUGUAAAUCAUUCCAUUGACAUGACAGAUCCCAAAUCGCAGGAGUUAUACUUCUUUUCCAUAUCGUAGUUGAGGCCACGAGCAGAAGAUUCAUUCAUCAAUCAUGUUGGCUGUGAGAAAUAGAACAAAACUAAUAGUUGGCAUUGACUACGGUACAACAUAUUCAGGUCUCAGUUUUGCACUCUCCAAUGCCGCCGACUUCAAAGACAUUCACCCAUGGACAAAAUACCCCGGUUCAGCAACUCACAGCGCAGAACACUGCGCCAAAGCUCCAUCAUGGGUCGCUUUCAAAGAUGAAAAUCCCGAUCUCGACGAGAACGCAUGGGGCUAUCAAAUCGAACCCGGAAUGAAGACCUACGCAUGGACAAAGCUCCUCCUCGAUGAUCAAGCACUCGCGACAGAGUACGAUGAUCCGGAUCUUAACAAAGCCGCAGGAAACGGACUCAUGAGAUUACCAGCCGGCAGAACUGCCAAAGACGUGGUCACUGAGUAUCUCAAGGGGAUGAAUUCUAUGUAUAAAAAGGCUGUCGUUGAGAAGAUUGGGGAGGAUAAGCUUGAGGAUCUGCCUGUUGACUUUUGGUUAACUGUUCCUGCAACUUGGUCGGAGAGAGCGAAGCUUAUUACUAGGGCUGCGGCUCUGGAUGCUGGGUUUGCGUCCAGACCUAUUGAUCGUUUGAGUCUGAUCACUGAGCCGGAUGCUGCAGCACAUAUGGCUUUGAAGUCCAGCAUUCAUCAUGUCGAAGAUCUUAUUGAUGUCGGUACGGGUGUAAUGGUAUGUGAUCUUGGUGGUGGUACUGUUGAUAUCACGACAUCAGAAGUGGUCAGAAAGUCUCCGUCUCUGAAACUGAGAGAAAUUGCUAUCGGAGCAGGUGGUAAAUGCGGCGGGACAUUCGUAGACCGCAAUCUUUACAAGCUUCUCUCCGAACGCUUCGGUGCUCCAUUCACCAACCUUGGUCCACAGCACGUUGGGCCCGGUAGUCAAUUCAUGGACCAAUUCGAGAUGCGCAAACGAGACUUCAGCCUUGAUACACCGAGCAGGAAGUCUUACAGAAUCACCCUACCCAUGCGAAGUCUGGUGGUCACUCCAGAGAUGGAGAAGUACUACGAUCCUGAUUUCAACCAUGUGCUCUUGAGCAAAGAUGAUAUGAAGAGUCUUUUUGAUCCGGUGAUUGACAUUAUUCUCAAGCUUGUCAAAGAUCAGGUUGAUCAAGUCAAAAGAGACAAUGAGCCAAGAAUCAAGACGAUGUGUCUGGUCGGUGGUUUUGGUUCCUCGCCUUAUGUCAAGGAACGAUUGCUUGAGUGGUGCUCAGACCAAGAGAUACGGCUUACAACGCCGUGGACAGGCGCUUGGGCAGCUGUUGUUUGCGGUGCCGUCUUGCGAGGCGUCGAAGGUUCCAUGUCCAGACAGAAGAAAUGUCGUCGACACUAUGGACAUACGAUGUCUCGAACAUAUGAUCCAGCUGUGCAUUUCAGCUUUGAUGAGAACAAGCGAAGGCUUUGGAAUGACCCAUGGACAAAGGAGCAAAAUCUUUCUGGCUUCAUGAACUGGGAGAUCGCGAAGGGCGCUCUUCUGGACGACGACACCGAGAUCAGCACGAGUUUCUACUCACAUUUCUCAGAGUAUUUUGACGGAAAGCACACGCAUGAUCUUUAUUCGUGCAGUUUGGACGAGGCACCUGAGACUAUUGAGAACGAACGGAUUGAGAAAGUUGGCGAGGUAUUAUACACCAUCGAUGGUAUUGACAAGACUAAGAUCAAGUCCAUACAAGACGCCAAUGGUAUUCACUGGUAUCAGCUACUACUUACCCUUACCAUUCGCCUCAGUGACGAUGAGCUUUGCUGGGUUUGCUUUAAUUUACUUGGACUUGGUGACAUGCCGCUGGGCCUCAAAGGCUAUACGUACAAGACCGUCCCGUUCAAGUCUGGACCCAAUGGUGAUAUCAUUCUCGAUAUCGGAUACCCAGAGGAUGCCGAUGGUUCACCGGCAACUGUUCUGAUUCAUAUCCAUGGUGGAUUUCUCAUCGUCGGGGACAGAUAUAGUUUUCUCCCAUACUGGCUCCUCAGUGCUGCCACUGCUCGAAGCUGGAUCUUCGUGAGUCCUGAUUAUCGUCUUCUCCCAGAGUCUACCGCCCAUGCAUCUUUAGAUGACUCCAUCGAUGCAUACAACUGGGUGCGCUCGUCGCUGGCUGACGCAAUCGGACGUCCUAUUGGACCCGUCUUGCUGUCUGGUUCCAGCGCUGGUGGAUAUCUCGCAUUGGCAACUGCGAAUGAAGUUGAACAAAAGCCAGAUGCACUGUUACUUGUCUAUGGAAUGCUUGAUGCAGCGAAUCCGAGAUAUACGACUCCCGGGACGAAUAUCUGGGGAGCUCCGCCUUUCGACACAGCGUCGUUGUUGAGCAAGUUUCCAGCGACCCAGGCGAAUGACGAGAGAAAAGCCAUCUCUGGGUACCCUCCACUUAAGAACUUUCAACAAGACCCGCGCUUCCAAGUAAUCUCAGCUCUUCACAUCGAUGCCCUCUUCCCAGACUACAUGACUGGUAUUGAGGGCCUAAGUCGUGAGAUCGCCAAAACGGGCAUCGAUGCCAUCCCCGAAGAACACCGACGCUUGUUUCCCGUCUCAUUUGGAGAUCUCGCCAAGAUUCCUCGCACUUUUCUGAUUCACGGCGUCAACGACUCUGCUGUUACAGUGGACUGUAGUGUUCAGGCUGAGAAGAAGCUUCGUGAAGCAGGCGUUGAGGUGGUGAAGGACUUCCCGGAGAAUGCAGAACAUGGGUUCGAUAGUAGAAUUGGAAACAUCAAUGUUGAGAAGGCGGAUGCGGAUGGUAUUCCUAAUGUUGGGAGUUUGAGAAACGCCAUUCGCUUUCUUGACUCCUCUGUUAAGAACUAGACAUAACGAGGUACCUGGCUACGAGUAGACCAAUUAUAUAUUAAAUGAUUUAUAUUGGGCCCUCGUGCAUGG
This is a messenger RNA of Fusarium redolens, 3030 nucleotides long. RefSeq lists its product as uncharacterized. Lineage: Eukaryota; Fungi; Ascomycota; Sordariomycetes; Hypocreales; Nectriaceae. The coding region runs from base 175 to 2958 and encodes 927 amino acids. The record is from RefSeq and is a predicted model, not a curated record. The transcript is spliced from 11 exons. Gene Ontology annotation, molecular function: ATP binding; hydrolase activity; ATP-dependent protein folding chaperone.